CUUCCCCUCUCCUUCACUUGCGUCGCGCGUCGCGACACGCCUCCCCGUGUCCCUCCACCACCGCCCCCGCGCGCCCGCACUCUCCCUCCGGCGGCGACCCCCCUGCCGGCGAUCGCUUCGCCGCCGCUCUCGCGGGCCGUCCCCCUUCCGCGCUCGUGAGGCGAGGUGAGGGGACGAUGUGGUCGUCCAGCCAGGCGAGCACGAGGGGCGUCGUGGAGAUGGGGAGGGUGGAGGCCGGGCCUUCCCAUUUCCCCAAGAGGCCCGCGCCCCGGAAUCCCGCCAGGAUCAAUCUAUCAAGGACACAUGCAGUUAAGCCUUGCGCAGCUGGCGAGCACUCGGGAAUUUCAGUCAAAUGCAACUUGGGAUGGUCUCCUCAACCAUCGCCUGACUUGAGGCAGCACUUUAGAGGAUAUUCAUCAGCAUCAGAGGCAGUUCUUACUUCCCAAUCUGAUUUCAGAAAACUUUUUGUUGGCAAUGAGAAAAUUGGCGUUCUCUUGCUCAAUCUUGGGGGCCCAGAGACUCUCGACGAUGUGCAGCCUUUCUUGUUUAAUCUUUUUGCAGACCCGGACAUUAUCCGUCUUCCUAGGCUGUUUCGCUUUCUGCAGAAGCCACUAGCACAAUUCAUAUCGGUAGUGAGAGCACCAAAGAGUAAGGAGGGUUAUGCAUCCAUAGGCGGCGGUUCUCCUCUCCGACAAAUUACUGAUGCACAGGGGGAAGCACUGAGGGAGGCAUUAUGUGAAAAAGAUGUUCCUGCCAAGGUGUAUGUUGGAAUGCGAUAUUGGCAUCCCUUCACUGAAGAAGCCAUAGAACAAAUAAAACGGGAUGGAAUCACAAAACUUGUUGUGCUGCCUCUAUAUCCUCAGUUCUCCAUAUCAACUAGUGGUUCGAGUCUCCGUUUAUUGGAGAGCAUAUUCAGAGAGGAUGAGUAUCUGGUGAAUAUGCAACAUACAGUUAUACCUUCAUGGUAUCAACGAGAAGGAUAUAUCAAGGCUAUGGCAACUUUGAUUGAGAACGAACUGACAAAAUUUCCAGAACCCCAAAAGGUUAUGAUAUUUUUCAGUGCUCAUGGAGUUCCUUUGGCAUAUGUUGAAGAAGCUGGUGAUCCUUAUAAAGCAGAGAUGGAAGAGUGUAUCGAUCUCAUCAUGGAAGAACUUGAAAAAAGAGGAAUAACAAAUCCAUGUACACUUGCUUAUCAGAGCCGAGUAGGACCAGUGGAAUGGCUGAAACCGUACACUGAUGAGACAAUUGUUGAGCUUGGGCAGAAAGGGGUCAAGAGCCUUCUAGCUGUUCCCAUUAGUUUUGUUAGCGAACACAUCGAAACUUUGGAAGAAAUCGAUGUGGAAUACAAGGAGUUGGCUUUAGAAUCUGGCAUCAAGAACUGGGGACGAGUUCCUGCAUUAGGCUGUGAACCAACUUUCAUUUCGGAUCUUGCUGAUGCUGUUAUUGAAAGCCUGCCAUAUGUUGGCGCAAUGGCAGUUUCCAAUCUUGAGGCUCGGCAGUCACUUGUACCCCUUGGGAGCGUGGAGGAGCUGCUAGCAGCAUACGACUCGAAGCGCGACGAGCUGCCCCCACCGGUGAUCGUGUGGGAGUGGGGCUGGACGAAGAGCGCGGAGACCUGGAACGGCCGCGCCGCCAUGCUGGCCGUGCUGGUUCUGCUAGUGCUGGAGGUGACGACCGGGGAAGGGUUCCUGCACCAGUGGGGAAUACUGCCGCUGUUCCGCUGAAGCCGACGGUUCUCCUGCCCUCUUACAUCUGGCCGUAAUUUUGCUGCAUCUGGAGCACCUUUCGAUGCUGUAUAUGAAUCCAUUUGCUUUCGCUCGUGUCAGAAAAAAAAGGGAACAAGACCUGGUAUAUCAUGUUAUACUGUAACGAUUCGUCGGAAAAAAUUGUUAUACCGUAAAAGUGAAAAAUAUGGGACAUGCAGUAUGAAGACGAUGCACAAACCUAACACGCGUGGACACUUGUUUGCCACACUAUGGAAACUCAUUGUUGGCUAA
This is a messenger RNA of Panicum hallii, 1997 nucleotides long. Its product is annotated as ferrochelatase-2, chloroplastic. The record is from RefSeq and is a predicted model, not a curated record. Gene Ontology annotation, biological process: heme biosynthetic process. Lineage: Eukaryota; Viridiplantae; Streptophyta; Magnoliopsida; Poales; Poaceae. The coding region runs from base 177 to 1724 and encodes 515 amino acids. The transcript has 11 exons. Gene Ontology annotation, molecular function: protoporphyrin ferrochelatase activity.